Notechis scutatus (mainland tiger snake) is the source of this 1009-nucleotide messenger RNA. The record is from RefSeq and is a predicted model, not a curated record. NCBI's taxonomy places the organism in Eukaryota, Metazoa, Chordata, Lepidosauria, Squamata, Elapidae.
UCCUAUCACUUAUCUGCUGUUCUGAACAAUAUUUUAGAAUUUAUGAAUCUAAUCUAAAUCUAACAAACAUUUAUUUAACAGUUGGAGCAUGACUUUAUACCUGAGCGUCUUAACUUGGCACCACGUGAGAUACUUCACUUCUGCAACAUGCCUGCCCACGAAGAUGCUACUUCAGACUCUGCUAUUCCAGUUCAGGAAUUGUCUGGAGUCUUGUGCGAGUCAGUCAGGGAAGAAAUUGCUUUGAAACCACCUCCCAGACCCCUUGUUUGUAAAACUGUUCCACACGCAAAAAAGAAAGGUGUUCCUAAGAAUCUACUUGCAUUUCAUUCAGAAGAAGAAAUAUUAAAACCUUCAAAAAAAGAGAAGCAGAUUGCCUUUUAUAAAAGAAAGGCAACUGCUUCUGAAAUGAAAUUAAACACAACUCAUUAUGCAGCUAAAUCUUCAGAAGAGAAUUCAUGCCAGGAUAGAGUCCCCAGAUCAUUGAGGGCACCCUUAAGUUCUGUUGACUGGCCUCAGCUCUUCAAGCUUCAAAAUCAGGAUGGAUUUUGGCAACUUACCUCUGAGCUUGGGAUGCUUUUAGAUCUUGAUGUGCAUCAUUUAAUUAAUGUUUCACUUGCAAAAAAUGGAAUUCAGUCGCUUGGUACAAAAGGAAAAGAGAAACUGUUACAGCUGAUUGCUACCCUUCUAGUGCUCCAGGCUAUAUAUUUCAAACAACUGGAAGGUCUUAUCUUCAAAUCUCUAAUGAAAUUGGGAGAUUCUCCUCCAUCAUGGGUACUUAAUCCAGUAAGGAAAGCAACUGAGUGGGCAAACAGAACCGACCGUGAAUUUGCAGGUAUUUGCCAGCGUCUUCAGCUUGGAAAACACUGGGAUGAUGCCACUAAAAAGCUCCUGGGUAUUUAACUAAUGAACACAACAUACUUCAUGCUUCUUCUUCUCUUAAUAAUUGAACACUACUAAGUUUGUUCUUGUCUUACUAAUGAACAUGACUCACAAUAAAAGCACACUAUCA